Brettanomyces nanus is the source of this 2001-nucleotide messenger RNA. RefSeq lists its product as uncharacterized. Gene Ontology annotation, cellular component: peroxisomal membrane. Bases 1 to 2001 code for a protein of 666 amino acids. NCBI's taxonomy places the organism in Eukaryota, Fungi, Ascomycota, Pichiomycetes, Pichiales, Pichiaceae. Gene Ontology annotation, biological process: peroxisome organization. The record is from RefSeq and is a predicted model, not a curated record. The transcript has a single exon.
AUGGCCAAUUCGGUAGCCUCCCCUGUCAAUGAGGGAUUAUCCGAUAAACCGGACCCAACCAAUCACAGUGAGACCUCCAGUAUAUUAAAUUCUACUGCUACAACCUCCUCGUAUCCCUAUUUUGCCAGUACUUCCUCUUUAUUGCAUCAUCAUGUCAUGCCAUCCAACUCUAAUACAGAUCGUCUGACCAAAUCAACAUCAUCGUUUUUGGACGAGUUGUUUGGAACGGGCAAAUCUAAGACUGAAGGAUCAACACCCAAGAAAAGUUUGGGAGGGGGUAAAGCCUCCAAGAAACCCAACAAGCGUUCUAAAAGUCCUGCCACGAAGGGCUCCUUUGCUGGUGCCCGUGGCGAUUCAUCUGUGAGUACCGCCAUUUCGGGUAUAUCCCCUGUUUCUAACAUAGUUUCUAGUACCGAAAUAGGUAAUCCUGACUCUGCAGAAGGCCUUGUACAAACUUAUACACAGCAAAUGGCCGAUAAGUUCAUGCAACGUAUUAUAAAUAUGGCUAUGCCUAAUACAACUACUCAGGAUGAGCGUGAGCUUGAAAGCGUUCUAUCCAGAAUCGAAAUGCAGAAAUCAAGGCCUCCUCUCAAUGUUCAGGCCAUUAGUAAGAACAGCAUAGCGUUGUUACAGAGAUUAUCAAUCCCGUUCUGCAUUAUAGACCAAAUAAUUGUUAUCUUCAACUGGUCUAACCCUGUCUACACACUCAGUCUCCUAUUUCUAACAACACUCAUGAUUCUAAAGCCGAUCACUAUCGUCACUUUCCCACUCUUUAUGCUCUGCUAUCAAGUAAUUCUUCCUGCCUUUAUUAGAAGGCAUCCCAUAGAUCCUGUCGAUGGCUCUCUUGCAUUGGGUCCUCAACUCAACAGCAUUGAAUAUCCUAAGCCGGUUCCUGAGUUAUCUCGAGAGUUCUUACUCAACGUGACAGACUUGCAAAACCAUGUGUUAAUCUAUGUGAUUUCAUGGAACUACGUCAAUAGGUGGAUUAUCAAGUAUCUCUACUUCAAGGAUGAAUUUUUCAGCACGUUUGUAUUUAUGGUGACGUUUUGUUUGGCAUUGUUUCUCUGUUUCUUUGGCACGCCACUACUUUUGCUGCUUCUCCCCGUGCUUAAAGUGGCUGCAGUGGCUUUAGUUUGGUGUUUUACCGUUGCCUUGCAUCCUAAAAACCGUACUCAGAUUCUCGAGUGGAUGUAUUCAGAGGAUACUCGUCUUCGUGUCCUCACGAUGACCAACAGACUCGAUUCAAAGCUUGCUAAGGAGCUUGACUGGCGGGAAUCUAAGGAGAUCUGUCAGUUGGAGAUUUUUGAACUUCAAGUAAUGGACUCAGAAAGUAAGAUUUGGCAGCCUGUGUGCUUUACAGACGACAUAUACCCUAUGAAUUCAUAUAUAAGGUUGAGCAAUAUGCCUAUCAAUGGAUGUUCCAGCCUUUCGAAUAUAUCUCCUCCUGAGGGGUGGAGAUUCAUUGAUGAGAAAAGCGUUGGCUCUUCUCACAAGAUGACCAAAUCUUCCUCUGCCUUCUCUCAGCUUGGGAAAAGUAAUGAGGAUGAGAGUGGCAAUGCAGCAGCGGAAUUUACUGAUUUCAAAGUUACUGCUGCUACCAUCUCUGCCUUAACUCCAGCGUCUACUCCCGAUCUAUCGACACUUAAACGGCAUAGGAAGACACCAUCCAACGAGAAAGGUGGAUUCAGUGCCGCUAAAGCAUUGGACGGAUGGUACUUAGACCUUCGGCCGAACAGCUGGGUCCAGCAGAAUUAUCUGGAUGGGGUCUUAGAUGUGGAUGAAGAUAGUAAAUGGUGUUAUGAUAAGGUGAGCACUGAAAGUGGUGCGACAAUCCGCGGAGAUUUCCGAAGAAGACGUUGGAUUAGAUACUGCAUUCGGAGCAUUUGGUCCGAAGAGAUUAACGACGAUAUUGGUGAUCAAAGUAAUGUGGAAGAGGACUUUGAGAGAAGCCAGAUUGAGGAUGAUAAUGAGGAUGAUUAUGUUGGUAAUGAUACGAAAUAG